Messenger RNA from Aspergillus uvarum CBS 121591, 630 nucleotides. RefSeq names its product molybdopterin synthase catalytic subunit. Gene Ontology annotation, biological process: Mo-molybdopterin cofactor biosynthetic process. Gene Ontology annotation, cellular component: cytosol. The transcript has a single exon. Bases 1 to 630 code for a protein of 209 amino acids. The record is from RefSeq and is a predicted model, not a curated record. Gene Ontology annotation, molecular function: molybdopterin synthase activity. NCBI's taxonomy places the organism in Eukaryota, Fungi, Ascomycota, Eurotiomycetes, Eurotiales, Aspergillaceae.
AUGACCACACCAACCCAACCCCUCUCCGAACCACAAACCCAACAACAACAACAACAACAACAACAACAACAAGAAGUCCCACCUCAACCCUCCGAACACCAACCCCCCCAAAAUCAAUCCGAACCCCUCCCUCCCCACCUAAACCCAACCACCUACCCCCGCACCACCACGAACCCAACCCUCAACACGCACAUCACGCUCACCUACGCUCCGCUGGACGCCACCGCAGCCCUGACCCUCGUCUCCUCACCGCAAGCCGGCGCCAACGUGCUCUUCCUGGGCACCACGCGGGACACCUUCGGGGACCGCGCCGUCGCCCAGCUCAGCUACACGGCGUACCCGCCGCUGGCGCUGAAGACGCUAGCCCAGAUCGCCGAGGCCGCUGUGCACGCCCACGGCCUGCUGGGCGUGGCGAUCGCGCACCGGCUCGGCGACGUGCCCAUCGGGGAGAGCAGUAUCGCCAUCGCGGUGAGCGCGGGCCACCGCGGCGCGGCGUGGCGGGCCGGCGAGGAGGUGCUGGAGCGGUGCAAGGAGCGGGCGGAGAUCUGGAAGCGCGAGGUAUUUGUCGAUGGGGGCGGGGAGUGGCGCGAGAAUCGGGAGAGGGAUCGUGAGGGGGAGUUGGUGGGGUGA